AUGGCUUCGGUUUUACCUGCCUCCAAUAGAUCCAUGAGAUCUGACAGGAAUACAUAUGUUGGAGAAAGGUUUGUUCAUGUUAAAAAUUCUCACUUGGAUUCUGUGGAUGAAGAUCUCUAUCACUGGGAUUUGGGAACGAAAACACACAACUUACCAGCAAUGUUUGGAGUCGUAAAGUUUGUCUGCCUCGGUGGGAGCCCCAACAGAAUGAAAGCAUUUGCACUAUUUAUGCACAAGGAGCUGGGGUUGGAGGAAGGUGGAGAAGACAUAAAAGACAUCUGUGCUGGGACAGACAGAUGUGGUGUGUACAAACUGGGCUUGUACUCUCCAUCACAGCAGGGCGUGGGCAGCCCCUGCGUUCCUAUGAUGCUUCACGAACUCAUCACAUUACUCCACCGUGCACGGUGCUGUGACGCCACCGUUAUCCCAAUCGGUACCUGGGGGGAUGCAGGGAUUGUGCCUGGAUCUGUCGUAAUAAUGGAUACAGCUGCAAACUCCUUCCUCAAGCCCUGGUUUUGACAGGUGAUCUUGGACAACCUGUCACCCCUGGUACUGAACUAGAACAAGGACCUGGCUGAAAAACUAUUCAGCUGUAGCAAAGAAAUCCCCAACUUCCCAACCCUUAUUGGGCAUACAAUGUGUACCUAUGAUUUUUAUGAAGGCCAAGGUCAAUUAGAUGGAGCACUGUGCUCCUUUUCCAAGGGAAAAAAGUUAGAUUACUUGAAGAGAGCGCAUAAAGCUGGCCUCAGGGAUAUUGAAAUGGAAUCUACAGUGUUUGCAGCCAUGUGUGGACUUUGUGGUCUGAAAGCUGCUGUGGUCGGGGUGACACUUCUUGACAGACUUGACUGUGCCCAGAUCAGCUUGCCCCAUGAUGUUCUGUUAUAGUCCCGGCCAUGGCUUCAGUUCCUAUUCUGCAAUUUCAUCAAACAGCGGCUUGGACUUCAUGACCAGAUGUCAUAA
Messenger RNA from Lemur catta (Ring-tailed lemur), 960 nucleotides. It is a transcript of the gene UPP2, whose product is annotated as uridine phosphorylase 2. Gene Ontology annotation, cellular component: cytoplasm; cytosol. Gene Ontology annotation, molecular function: uridine phosphorylase activity. Gene Ontology annotation, biological process: nucleotide catabolic process; uridine catabolic process. The record is from RefSeq and is a predicted model, not a curated record. Lineage: Eukaryota; Metazoa; Chordata; Mammalia; Primates; Lemuridae.